CAACAGCACACUAUUAUAGUUUCACUAUGUACUUUGGCCAGUGUUUGGGUUUGAUGUGGGGUUGUAAAUAUUUGUGUAAUGGAUUGGGACUAGACUUACAUUUGACCGUUAAAACAUCGGUGGCGCAUAUUUAUACCUUGGAUUUAACACAAUGGCGAAAAAAAUUAUAGUGUGAAAUGUUAACUUCUUGGAGGCAUGUUAUUCGUCAGUCUGUUAGUCGCAUUCGCACAGCUGCUAGAACGCGCACCUGCAGACAUGUAAUUGACGUACGUAUUGUGAAAGAUAGAUAAUAAGUACUUAAUAUUAGUUCCAAUUGCACAUUUGCGUUGUUGGUUUGCAUGUUAUCUCUCGCAGAAAAUGUUCAAGAAGAUUGUGUGACAGAUAAAGGCGCUGUUAACAGUUUCUACGAUGUGAAGGACAUGCUAGUUUAUUUUUAUUUAGAAACCGUAAGCUAUGAAACUUAAGUCAGAUUAGGAGCACUCAGUUGAGCAUUGCACAGACAAAGUUCAAGCCCUGUCUGUUUCCCUUGGGUUGGAUGGUAUUGUUUGGCCUGAUCAAGACAUCGCCACUUGAAGAUAAGACUUGGUCGAAGGAAGAAAAGAAACAACAGGCAAACACUCGAAAGAUGAUCAGGGAAGCGGAUUGUUUGUUUGAAGAGAACAAGUAUGCUGAGGCUUACAAGUUGCUGGUUUCAAUGAAGGACUCGGACGACGUGGAAGUGCUCUGGCGCAUCUGCCGAGCGCUGUUCAGCAUGUCCAAGCAGACGGACGACAAGGAGCUGAAGAAGAAGCAUGUGUUCGAAGCGUUCGAGACGGCACAGAAGGCCUUGGAGCUGGACGACAACCACUAUGCGGCACACAAGUGGUACGCCAUUCUGGUCGACGUCAGGAUGUCGUACGACGGGAUCAGGGCGCGAGUCAACCACCUGAUGAUCAUGAAGAAGCACAUGCUGAGAGCAAUAGAAUUGAACCCAGAGGAUGCUACAACACUAUACAUGUUAGGCUUCUGGUGUUUCAGCAUUGCUGACUUGCCGUGGUACCAGCGUAAGAUAGCUAGUGCUGUUUUUUCUGAUCCACCUACAUCCACCUAUGAGGAGGCACUGCAGUAUUUUCUGAGAGCUGAAGAAAAGGAUCCUAACUUUUACAGUCAGAAUCUAUUGAUGCUGGGAAAAACGUAUUUGAGGAUGAAGAAUUUGGAAAAAGCUAGCCACUAUUUAAAGUUGGCUGCAGCAUAUCCGCUGAACACAGAAGAUGAUGCUCAGGCAAACAAGGAAGCUACUGAACUGUUGAAGAAAAUCAAGGUGUAAGAAAGUUAACAGUGUAGGUAAUCCAACAACACACAGGGUAACACACACACACAUGCACACACACACACACACACACACACACAACCUCACAACCUCAAUACUUCCAGUUUCUGUAUUUUGCUGGAAUUCUUAGGGCUCGAUAUCGCUGCCAAUGGAUAUUUCAUCUUCUUGUCAUUACUAUUAUAUAAAAAUUACACAGUAAACAUAAAUUAUAUAAAAAAAUUAUAUUUACGUGUUUACUUUUACACCUUGAAAAUAAUGUUUUAUAGAUAUCUGGUGAGAAAAUUUGUGACAAGAAAUGCAAGAGUGCUAUAAAAAAAUUUUUUAGGAAAAUUUAUUAAUAGUAGUGAUGAGAAAAUGGAUGUGUGAGACCAACCCUAUUGUGCAAUAUACAUAGCCUCAUUUUUUAUGUUAGACACUAAUUUAACGUUUUUUUUUGUUCUAUUGGUAUUUUGCGGAUCAUAGAACAGGGUUUUUACUGUGUGUUAUUUACUGUGUGUUAAAGCAUAAUUUUUUUUACUCUUGCUGUAUAAAAAAAAAUUCACUCCUGUAUGGGUUAAUGCAAUGGAUAGUACACAAAGAACGGAUAUAGGUAAAUAACAAACCAAAUAAUACUUUUUUAAUAGUGUAGAUUGAGUUCAAAGCAUAUGUAUUUACAGCAUUGCUAAGUUACAAUGUGUUUUUAUAAAAAAAUUUAUCGCCUUUAAGUCAGGGUAUCUGUGAACACACAGAAAAUUCACAGAAGUAUCAUUUUGAAACGCCUUGAAAUUGUGGAAUAUUUCCGCUGUUGUGCUAUCUCAUGGCUGUAAGAAUAAUUGUUUUAUAGUAUACUGUUUACAUUGUUUUUACAUUUUUUUUUUCUUUGUGAUAUAUUUAGGAUUUUUGUUGGGAAACCUAAUUUGUCAUGAUAUGUGAUGAAAAAUUGAGCAAUUGGUUUGAUGUAUGUACGUGUCCAGCUACAAUUUAUUUGAGUUAACACGUAAAUAAUUAACACCUUAUAACUGUGGUUUUUAGGCAUGACAAUGUUUUCUUUUAAUAUGUUUUGCUAAGAGCAAAUUAUUUCAACUGUUACCUUGCCUUGAUAGUGAAUGGUAUGUGUUGUAACUGUUUUAUAAUUUUUUAACUUUGUGUCAAAGAAUCAAAUUUAUAUUGAAUAUAUUUUUUAUUAAAAAAAAAAAAAUUACCUUUA
Messenger RNA from Bacillus rossius redtenbacheri, 2495 nucleotides. RefSeq names its product regulator of microtubule dynamics protein 1-like. Lineage: Eukaryota; Metazoa; Arthropoda; Insecta; Phasmatodea; Bacillidae. Gene Ontology annotation, cellular component: cytoplasm; spindle microtubule; mitochondrion. The record is from RefSeq and is a predicted model, not a curated record. The transcript is spliced from 7 exons. Gene Ontology annotation, molecular function: microtubule binding. The coding region runs from base 536 to 1306 and encodes 256 amino acids.